UUUUAAAAUUUUUUUAAAAUUAUCUCACAUAAUUUAUAACCCUUCGAAAAUGAAUAACAAUCUAUUCGUGUUCAUAGCUAUAACAUUUUUGUCAAUUCUAGCGACCCCGGAAGUUUAUUCCAGGCAAAAGCUUUACCUUGAAUAGAAAGAUGUUAAGAGUGUGUUUGUUAAAUCAUGAAGAUAACGGUACAUAUUAUUGUUACGAUUUUUCAGGCUAUCGAUUUGCACCAAUCCCGGAGGCCGUUAAUAAGCGCUAUCCCUUUGGCAUCAACUAAAAAUGGUGUCGUAGAAAGAGUAGAAUCUGAAUACCAUGUUGCAACUACAAUGUAUAGGAAUGACAAUAAUAAAAUAAAGAAGAAUAAGAAUAUCCCACGAGUGCAGAAUGUUUUCCAUAUGUAUUAUCGCACCAUGAUUGGCAAAUUAUUUAGCAACAAGAAAGAUUACCGAAUCGAAGUUAACCCACAUAGGGUAAAACUGAACGUAACGGGACUAGACAUUACCGUAGUAAUAUUUAAUAUAGAUAACCCAGAAGUGGAUGUAUUUUUGAGCACAAAAUUUGAUGAAGCAAUAAUUAUCCAAAAUUCGAAUGGGGUGAAGUUCAGAACUAAGCAAGCUAUUAAUGGGUCUACCAUUUACAAAUCUAUGCGUUACCCCAAGCAUUUAAUUGCUCGAAUUGAAAUAAAAAAAUAUUAUCCCAAAAACAAAAGGCAAUAUAAAUUCCCGAAAGGCUUCUAUAUUCGCUUAGAAAAACUAUUCAAAAAAUGUCAGUUUGCUUAA
This is a messenger RNA of Gordionus sp. m RMFG-2023, 777 nucleotides long. RefSeq lists its product as uncharacterized. The record is from RefSeq and is a predicted model, not a curated record. The transcript is spliced from 5 exons. Bases 175 to 777 code for a protein of 200 amino acids. NCBI's taxonomy places the organism in Eukaryota, Metazoa, Nematomorpha, Gordioida, Chordodea, Parachordodidae.